CACGUUGAUCUCGCGAGGUUUACACGCGGGCUCUCGGGGAAACACGCACUGCCGUCCAUCUGUCACAGAAAUGAACUUUUCCGCAGCAAAAAAUGAAAUUAAGAACUUGCUCUCCACAGUUCUGCCAACCGAUCUUUCACGGGUCAUUGAUUGGAUGAAAAACUCAGAGGAGCUGGAGGAGCUGCUGGUGGAGAACGAGGCGGUGGUUCUGAGGAGCAUCGCCGAGGAGCUGAGGAGCGGCCUCCCGGUGGAGGCCAUGCUCGUCUCGGAGCGUCUGGCCCUGCAGAAGAUGCAGCAGCAGCCCCAGCCGGCGGUGCACGUGGACGCCUUCCUGUACGACGAGGAGCAGGUGGACUCCCUGUGUGAGGACGGCCAGCUCAGCCGCACCUUCUGCCGGAGCUGCGGGUCCCACCUCACCGCCCCCCUCGAGUUCAUCUCCCACUCGUUCUCCAUCUCGGAGCUCCGGUUCCUCUUCCAGAACGUUCUUCCCGACCUGGCGGGUAGAACCCUGCUGGACGUGGGCUCUAGACUGGGGGCGGUUCUGUACGGGGGGUACGUGUACAGUGCUGCUGCACGGCUGGUUGGGGUGGAGAUCUCUGAGGAAUUUGUCAGACUGCAGAACGGAGUGCUGGAGAAGUACGGCUUCACAGACCGCAUGCAGGUGUUACAUGCAGAUGUUUGCUCUCAGCCAGCUGUGGUCCAGCAAGCUGAUGUUCUGGUCAUGAACAACGUCUUUGAGUUCUUUAUGGAGCCCAGUGAACAGAUAAAAGCGUGGCAGUUUAUUAUCCAUAACUUCCGGAGGAAAGGGUGUUUGCUGGUGACGGUUCCCAGUCUUAAGGAGGCCUUCUCUGCUCUACAGGGGGAGGGGCUAGACGCCAGCCAAUGGGUUGAAGAGCUUCCUAUCGAUUAUGAUGUGAACCUGGGAGGAGACAGCGACCCAGACGCCCUGAGACAGAUCCACCUGUACAGGGUGCUCUGACCCGACCUCUACAGGUAACUCUACAGGUGACUCUACGGGUGACUCCACCUCUACAGGUGACUCUACAGGUGACUCCACCUCUACAGGUGACUCUACGGGUGACCUUACUUCUACAGGUGACUCUACGGGUGACUCCACCUCUACAGCUCCGUCCAGACUCUGUCCAGCUGCUCCGUCCGGACCACCACACGAAGGGUUCCAGCACAAUCAGAAUCUCAACAUUGCUUCAUAGUUUGGAGGGUUUACAUAUUUUUAUACAAAUAUUUGUGUUGGUUGUGUUCCCUAACUAAACAAAUAAAGUUGGGUCAUUUCCUCUUGUUA
This is a messenger RNA of Gadus morhua (Atlantic cod), 1300 nucleotides long. RefSeq names its product class I SAM-dependent methyltransferase. The transcript has 9 exons. The coding region runs from base 71 to 979 and encodes 302 amino acids. Gene Ontology annotation, molecular function: S-adenosylmethionine-dependent methyltransferase activity. Lineage: Eukaryota; Metazoa; Chordata; Actinopteri; Gadiformes; Gadidae. The record is from RefSeq and is a predicted model, not a curated record.